AUCUUCUCAUUCAUUAUUUCUUCUUUUUCUUCCUAUUAUUUUCUCUUUCUUUACUUUAAUUUCACUCUUUUGCUCGGAUGGCUUCUAACCACGGUUCUAGCCGCGGCGCGUUACCCACCGGCUCUGGCUUGAUCGUCAGUUUCGGCGAGAUGCUGAUCGAUUUUGUUCCGACUGUUUCCGGCGUGUCUUUGGCAGAGGCGCCUGGAUUUCUCAAAGCUCCCGGCGGCGCUCCGGCAAACGUUGCGAUCGCUGUUAGCCGACUCGGCGGACGCGCUGCUUUCGUUGGUAAGCUUGGCGAAGAUGAGUUUGGACGUAUGUUGGAAGGAAUCGUUAAGGAAAACGGCGUUUCCGCCGCCGGGAUCCGAUUCGAUCAAGGCGCAAGAACUGCUUUGGCUUUUGUGACUCUACGCGCCGACGGUGAACGUGAGUUUAUGUUCUACCGGAACCCUAGUGCCGAUAUGCUUCUCAAGCCGGAGGAGUUGGAUCUCGAUCUCAUCAGAUCCGCGAAGAUCUUUCACUAUGGAUCGAUAAGCUUGAUCGUGGAGCCGUGCAGAUCGGCCCAUAUGAAGGCGAUGGAGGAAGCGAAGAAAGCAGGUGUUCUGCUUUCAUACGAUCCAAAUCUGAGGCUGCCACUGUGGCCGUCAGCAAAUGAGGCCCGUGAACAGAUCAAGAGCAUUUGGAACAAGGCCGACAUCAUCAAGGUGAGCGAUGAUGAGCUGAAAUUCCUGACGCAAAGCGAGAAGGUGGAUGAUGAAACCGCCAUGUCUCUGUGGCACGAUGGGUUGAAGCUCCUCCUGGUCACUCUUGGCGAGAAUGGGUGCAGAUACUACACCAAGAACUUCCGGGGGUCUGUGGAUCCAUUCAAGGUUAAGGCAGUGGACACUACUGGUGCUGGUGACUCAUUUGUGGGUGCUCUUCUUUGCAAGAUUGUGGACGACCAAUCUGUGCUCCAGGACGAGAAGAAAUUGAGGGAGAUACUAACGUUUGCGAAUGCUUGUGGAGCCAUUACAACAACCAAGAAGGGAGCAAUCCCAGCUCUUCCAUCGGAGGCAGACGUUGCAGCUUUGAUCAAGGCUUCUCCGUAGAAAUCCUUUAUCCUUUUUCGUUUUGGUUCGGUUCAGUUUAGUUUCUAAUUUGCCUUUUACAAAUGAAUUUAAAAUUCAUUUUUUUUUU
Molecule: messenger RNA, 1173 nt
Organism: Cucurbita pepo subsp. pepo (vegetable marrow)
Lineage: Eukaryota; Viridiplantae; Streptophyta; Magnoliopsida; Cucurbitales; Cucurbitaceae
Product: putative fructokinase-4
Biological process (GO): fructose metabolic process
Cellular component (GO): cytosol
Molecular function (GO): fructokinase activity
Source: RefSeq, a predicted model, not a curated record